Molecule: messenger RNA, 3958 nt
Organism: Tachyglossus aculeatus (Australian echidna)
Lineage: Eukaryota; Metazoa; Chordata; Mammalia; Monotremata; Tachyglossidae
Gene: MACC1
Product: MET transcriptional regulator MACC1
Exons: 4
Coding region: 1-2562 (853 amino acids)
Cellular component (GO): cytoplasm
Source: RefSeq, a predicted model, not a curated record
AUGUCAGCAGAGAAAAGGAUACACUACAAGUCUGGUGGCAUUCCACGCAGCAGAUCAGAAGGAAAUUUGAUGGACAUAGAUGAAAGAAAAUCUUCAACAAAUGGCAAUGGAACAGUAGGAGGACAAGAAGACUUAUCUAUUAAUUGGUCUGACAUAUCUACCCAGAAUGACGUCUGUAUUUACGAGUCUACCAAUCCCUUCAGGGAAGAACUCUCAGCUUCUAAUCCGUUCUUAGAUGACAUUGCCCAGUUAAGGAACAAUGAAAAGAGGGGCAUGAAUGUUUCCAUCUUGAAAGAAGAUCCUUUGCUUUUCUUUAGGGAAACAGACUGUGGAAGUUCUUUUGAUUCAUCAGGUGAUGAGCUAGGUACUCCUCAUCACUUGCAAAGGAAGCCCUCGGCAAGGAAAUCUGGGAGGUCCAAAAGCAUUUCAGAGAUUCUAGAUAUUCUAGAUAGUCAGGACUACGAUCUUGAGAGCUCAGGAGGCUCUAAUGAGAUCCUAGCUCACGACAUGGAGUGGCUUCAAAAUGACCGCGAGGCCUACAAGAUGGCAUGGUUAAGUCACCGGCAGCUGGCCCGCUCCUGUUUGGAUUUAGGGACGAUGAGUCAGAGCCCAGGGUGGGCACAGACCCAAGCUACGGACACCCUCACCGUCUGCAGGCUAGACCACGAAGGAGGCUCAGUCCAGCUCCCCGAGUCGGACAUCACGGUCCACGUGCCUCAGGGACACGUAGCAGCCGGGGAGUUCCAAGAGGUCGCCCUGAGAGCGUUCCUUGAGGCCCCCCCAUUCCUCAACCACAGUCAUUCGUGUACCGUGAGCCCCCUGUUAGAGGUCACAUUAAGUAACCUCAACACCACGGAAGCCAUUCUUCUGGAAAUGAAGAUUGCCGCCGAAGUGAAGGCAGAUCCCUUCAGCCAAGUCAUGACGGAGAUCGUGUGUUUGUACAGCUGCCACAAAGGCGGGCCUUUCAGAGUGCUGAACAACUGCUACCUUUACCAAGAUACAGUCCAGGUGAAGUUAACUGACCUGAGUCGGGUGAGUUACCUGGUGGCGGUAGUGCAGGCUAAAGCCAUCACAUCCCUGGCUACCACAGUUUGGGAUUAUAUCCACAGGACCAUCUCCGUUGGAAUUUAUGGGCCCAAAUAUAUUCAUCCCAGUUUCACGGCAGUUUUUACAGCCUGUGGACAUAACUACAUGCCUGGGAAACUCACAAUUUAUGAUAUGAAAAAGGGUGGAAAGAACACAUCCCCGGUCGUGUUUCAGCUGUGGGGGAAGCAUAAAUUUGUCCUCGACAGACCACAGGACCUUAAUGUUGUGCUGCUAUCUCGUGAUCCUGAUUUUGAGGUGAAGACGGAAGACCAGAGGAAAGAAAUUAAAGAAGAGCAGUUGAAAGCGGGGGAAGUGGUCCACCGGCAAUUUCCGUUCUGUGCCGUAGGCCAAGGGGGCAGGCAUUUGUUUGUUUUUCUCGUCCAGAUCGAGGGUCGAAACAACAGCCCAGUGACGCAAUUCUACAUCACAACACCUGAUCCGGCCCCCAAGUUGCUCAGGUUCCCCGAAACACAGAAUCAUCUACAGAAAAGGAAAGAGAUCAAAUCUGCUCCUCUGCCACUGCCCACCGUCGUUAAAUACCCCAGGUUUCAGGAUAGAAGUUUGAGCUUUGCCCACUAUGCUGUGACUCUCAAGACAGUGCUACGUCAGAGUAAGGUGGACUACUUACUCGAGUAUUUCAAAGGGGACACGAUAGCCCUUCUUGGAGGAGGCAAAGUGAAAGCCAUUGGACAAACCAAGAUAAAGGAAUGGUUUGUCGGGGUUCUUAGAGGAAGGAUUGGCCUCGUGCACCACAAAAAUGUGAAAGUGAUUUCGAAGGAACAAGUGAUGAGCAUGGCCGACUGCUCAUUCACCUCCAAGAAACUUCUUGAACAAAUGGCCUUGCCCUUUAAGAAACUGACAUACAUCUAUUCAACAGUCUUGACGUUGGUGUCAGAGAAAGUUUAUGACUGGAAAGUCUUAGCCGAUGCUCUAGGAUAUUCCCAUCUGUCACUGGAAGAUUUUGAUCAGAUCCAAGUGGACAAAGAGUCAGAAAGAGUUGCCUAUGUUGUGAAGAAGCUGAAGGAAGACUGCCAUGUGGACAGAAAUAAGAGGAGAUUUCUCUAUGAGUUGGUUGUUGCACUGCUGAAGAUGGAUUGCCAAGGGCUAGUGGCACACCUUAUUCAAGAUACCGUGAUUCUAACUUCAGCUGUCAAACUUGGGAAGUGCUGGAGGGAACUGGCAGAAAAGUUAGCCCGACUCACUAAACAACAAAUUCAAGCAUAUGAAGUUCCCCAUCGGGGCAGAACUGGUCAAGUUGCUCUAGAGAUGAUGUGGAAGCCUGCAUAUGAUUUUCUGUACACGUGGGGAGCUCACUAUGGAGACAGUUACCGGGAUGUGUUACGAGACCUGCAGUCGGCUUUGGAUAAAAUGAAAAACCCCGUGACGAAGCAGUGGCGAGAAUUAACUGGGGCACUGAUCCUAGUGAACUGUUUGGAGGUUUUGAGAGCAAAUGCUUUCCCCAUUUUGGAGAACUAAAACUCAUCUCUGGAAGACAAAUGACAGGAAACAGGAUCCAUGUUUUACAAAGUUGCUGGUUUUGUGGAUCUGAAGCGAGCCCGGCUGCCUCCUUCCCAGCUACGGACUACAGAACCGAGGCAUAAGCAGAAAAGAAGGGGUUCAUUUGUAGAUCAAAUGAACUUCCAGGUGGCCUGGAAAGCAGUCUCCUUAUUUAGGAACAAACAGGAGAAACUCCACUUCUUAAAAGCUAUCGUUGCAUUGCCCAGAGUGAGGACUAGCUCUUGAAACUGGAGCCAGGAAACCGUUCUCUCCAAAGCCUAGAGAAUUGGGGAAGAUAAAGGGCCAGAUAGAAAUGACACAAACACUGAGAAAUCAGAUGAAGCCUAAGAAGCUCUCCUGUGCCAUUCCUCAACUGCUCCCACUGACUGCCUUCUGGGAGACCACAAGAGACAGUAAAAAAAAUCUGUUUUUGGAGAAAGUCAGCUAUCUGAUCUCAGGCAGGGGCCAGAAGCUGGUUCCACUCUCUAAUCCCUUUAUAAUCUUAUCCAUGCCUUAAAACAUGCCUGCUUCCCUUAAAAUUUGGAAAUCGGCAUCAGAAGUUCUUAGUUUUCUAACAGGGGAACGAACUCAACCUAGGAAUGGAAUUAAUGCAGAAGGAGCCACAGUCACCUCCAGUUGCUUUGAAACAUCCAGAAAGCCCUGCCACUUCCCUCUCAAGCAAAUUCAUCCAAGACCCACAGAUAUCCACGGUAUAUAUUGUUUCUAAACUCUCUCCAGAUGUUGCCCAGAAUAUCACGUUCACAUUGAGGAAGAGAAGAGAAUGUAAAUUCCAUCUGAUGAACCUGAUGUUGACACAGCAGGCCAGUGUUUAUUGAGAUGUAUUCAGCAGCUUUCUCUUAAUCAUCUGCCAAUAUUUAUAUUAUUUUGGGCCCAGAAGAUGCCAUCAGGAAUAGUUAUAUUCUCUGCCUCUCCAAAAAAGGUUCACCAAUCACAGGUAACGGAUUUGUGGGAUGCAUGCUUUCUGACCAAGGGUUUAUAUUUUGGGCUAAGUUGUGGAGGCAAGAGGGUUUACAAAAGAAAAGAUGAUCCUUUGGCUAAUAAAACAAAUAAAAUACAAAUGUUUCAGGUGGCAUUAGAAGAGCAAGGUUUAACUUUUGAACAAAUCUGGAAAAGCUGGCAGAUGGAGUGCUGAAUUUUGGUUUAAGAACAAUCCUUAAAGUGGCCAAUAUUUGUGUCUGAUGAUAUCAGAGCCCAGUCUGCUCUGCAAGUUACGUACACAUGUCCAAGGGCAGAAUUUAUUUUAGUUGAAUGGGAAAUAGGAGAGAAGAGGAUCCAACAACUCAAACCGGCCUCUGUGAUGGACAUGUUUCACUUCGCUCAGACAUUUCUGAGCAAUUCAUUAACAUUUCUGUAA